AUGGGAGAUGCGAAUGAGAUUUUGAAAAGGUCAGAUAAGGAAGAAAAGAUAGUUGCAGAGGAUAGAAUCAGCGAUGAGCAAGUAGAGAAAAAUGAGUUGGUGGGAUCUUCUGAUGAAGCGAAGGAUAACGAAGAAGAGGCCUUUGAGGAAUCAAUUUGUUCAGUGGAGGGACCUAAACCUCAAUCUUUUGAAGCUGAUGAUCUAACUUUAGAGGCAACUCCUGAAAACUCCAAGGGAGUACAAGAUUUUAGGGCUGAUCAUUUGGUGGUUGGAGAGAGCCAUGAUGAGGUAACCGUGAAACAUAAAAGUAUAACUACGGGAGAGGCUGCAGAAAUUUCUUAUGGUCAAAUUGAAUCAAGCUUGGAUGUGGCUGAGAACAGUGAGAUAGCUACUUCCAGUUUAGCAGCUGAGGAUGUAAAUAUGGAAACCGGAAAUACACAUUCUUUUUCGGAGAAUGGAUACGUCUCUCCUGAGAAUAAAGAGCUAGUGGCUGAAGUUAUCUCAGUAAGUGCCCGGUCCGAGAAUGGAUUGGUAUGUUUAGAAAAUGAGAAGUUCUUGAAUGAUAGUAUUAAAGAAGCAGCACGUGCUGGGACCUCAUCUCCAUUGGAGAAAUCUAGUUUCGAGGCAAAAGAAGAGACUGAACAUGAGACGGUUCAAAAUAGUAAUGGAGGACAUGAUGUUCAACAGAGUCCACAGCUUAAUAAGGAACUUGAGAAGCAGCUAGACAGCAAAGCAAAUAUAGGUCCAGAGAUUAAGGAGAGCGCACAUGUGGAAAGAGAAUUCGAGGUAUUAAGUUCUGUUUCAUCAACAGAGUCUACAAGUAAUGCUGCAGCAUUACCACCUGCUCGCCCGGCAGGUCUUGGACGUGCUGGUCCUCUUUUGGAACCGGUACAACGUGUUCCUCAACAGCCUCGUGUCAAUGGCAAUUUGUCUCACAAUCAGCCUCAGCAAGCUGAGGAAUCCACCACUUCGGAGACCGAUGAGCAUGAUGAGACCCGGGAAAAGCUCCAGUUGAUCAGGGUCAAGUUUUUGAGGCUUACACAUAGACUAGGGCAGACUCCACAUAAUGUUGUUGUUUCUCAGGUUUUGUACAGGCUUGGAUUGGCUGAACAGUUGAGGGGCAGAAACGGAAGCCGUGUUGGUGCCUUUAGUUUUGAUCGUGCCAGUGCCAUGGCUGAACAGCUGGAGGCAACUGGACAGGACCCACUUGAUUUUUCUUGUACGAUUAUGGUGCUCGGUAAAAGUGGGGUUGGUAAAAGUGCAACGAUCAAUUCUAUCUUUGAAGAAGUGAAAAUUUGUACUGAUGCAUUCGAGAUGGGUGCAAAGAAGGUUCGAGAUGUUGAGGGUUUUGUUCAGGGAAUUAAGGUACGGGUGAUUGACACUCCCGGUCUCUUACCGUCCUGGUCUGAUCAAGCCAAGAAUGAGAAGAUCCUGAAUUCUGUUAAGGCCUUCAUCAAGAAAAGUCCACCUGACAUUGUGCUAUAUCUUGAUAGGUUGGAUAUGCAAAGUAGAGAUUCUGGUGACAUGCCUCUAUUGCGCACCAUCAGUGAUGUUUUUGGACCAUCAAUAUGGUUUAAUGCUAUUGUGGGAUUGACUCAUGCUGCUUCCGUUCCACCAGAUGGUCCUAAUGGCACUGCUUCUAGCUAUGACAUGUUUGUAACACAGCGUUCCCAUGUCAUCCAACAGGCCAUUCGCCAAGCAGCUGGAGAUAUGAGGCUCAUGAACCCUAUUUCUUUAGUUGAGAAUCACUCUGCGUGCAGGACUAAUCGGGCAGGCCAGAGAGUAUUACCGAAUGGCCAAGUGUGGAAGCCUCAUUUGCUGUUACUCUCAUUUGCAUCUAAGAUCCUGGCAGAGGCAAAUGCUCUUCUUAAGUUACAAGAUAAUAAUACUCCAGGGAGACCAUUUGUUGCUCGGUCCAAGGCUCCUCCAUUACCAUUUCUCCUUUCGACGCUUCUGCAAUCAAGACCACAGCCAAAGCUUCCUGACCAGCAGUAUGGUGAUGAAGAUGAUGAAGACGGUUUCGAUGAAUCAUCAGAGUCUGACGAAGAAUCAGAGCAUGACCAGCUUCCUCCGUUUAAGCGGUUGACUAAAGCUGAGAUGGCUAAGCUUAGUAAAUCUCAGAAGAAACAAUAUCUCGACGAGAUGGAUCAUCGAGAGAAGCUAUUCAUGAAGAGGCAGAUGAAAGAGGAAAGAAAGAGACGUAAGAUGUUGAAGAAACUUGCUGCCGAGAUCAAAGAUCUGCCUAAUGGGCAUAGUGAAAAUGUGGAAGAGGAGAGAAGUGAACCUGCUUCUGUUCCAGUUCCCAUGCCAGAUUUAUCUCUACCUUCAUCUUUUGACUCUGACAAUCCGACUCACCGUUACCGGUCCCUUGAUUCCUCCAAUCAAUGGCUUGUUAGGCCAGUCCUGGAAACUCAAGGGUGGGAUCACGAUGUUGGCUACGAAGGCGUGAAUGCGGAACGGCUUUUUGUCGUUAAAGAGAAAAUCCCGGUAACUUUCUCAGGCCAAGUGACAAAAGACAAGAAAGAUGCAAAUGUGCAGCUGGAAAUGGCCAGCUCGGUUAAACAUGGAGAAGGCAGAUCAACCUCCUUAGGUUUCGAGAUGCAAAACGCUGGAAAAGAAUUGGCUUACACUCUUCGAAGUGAAACGAGGUUUAACAGUUUCAGGAAGAACAAAGCUGCAGCUGGUCUCUCUGUAACGGUCUUGGGGGAUUCGGUCUCUGCGGGGCUGAAAUUCGAAGAUAAACUGAUCGCUAACAAACGGUUCAGAGUGGUAAUGUCUGGUGGGGCGAUGACUAGUAGGGGAGAUGUUGCUUACGGUGGUAGUUUAGAAGCUCAGCUGAGAGAUAGAGAUUACCCGCUUGGUAGGUGUUUGUCAAGUCUUGGACUCUCUGUGAUGGAUUGGCAUGGCGAUCUUGCUAUGGGAGGGAAUAUACAGUCUCAGUUGCCUAUUGGACGUUCCUCUAAUGUAGUUGCUCGUGCUAGUCUGAACAACAGAGGGACAGGGCAAGUAAGCAUCCGCGUAAACAGCUCUGAGCAGCUCCAGCUUGCUAUUGUUGCUCUUGUUCCUCUGUUCAAGAAGCUGCUUGGUUAUUGUUCCACCCAGCAAAUGCAGUAUUGA
This is a messenger RNA of Microthlaspi erraticum, 3117 nucleotides long. The record is from the annotation of a GenBank genome assembly. NCBI's taxonomy places the organism in Eukaryota, Viridiplantae, Streptophyta, Magnoliopsida, Brassicales, Brassicaceae.